Molecule: messenger RNA, 557 nt
Organism: Tupaia belangeri chinensis (Chinese tree shrew)
Lineage: Eukaryota; Metazoa; Chordata; Mammalia; Scandentia; Tupaiidae
Product: intermediate filament family orphan 2-like
Exons: 3
Source: RefSeq, a predicted model, not a curated record
UGGUCCCAAUCCUUAGUCUGGCAUCUCUAAAAGUGUAUACACUUCCAGUUGUCGAGAUGAUCCAUAAAUAUGUUCUGCGUUUUGGGAUCAAGCAAAUGGCCCCCUCAGACCACUCCUGUCUUUCUGAGGGCAGCUUGCGGGUGUGUACUCACUGGGGCAGCUUCCCCUUCCUGUUCCCUGUGUGGCCCCGGAGCCUGGCUUCACUCAGUCAUGCCGCUGGUGUCUUCUCUAGGAGGGAGACCUUUGACUUUGACGAUGACUGUGACAGCCUGACGUGGGAAGAGAAUGAAGACACACUGCUGCUCUGGGAGGAUUUCACCAACUGCAACCCCACCAUUGACCUACAGGGCGAGCAAGAGGAAAACUUGGGCAACUUGAUCCACGAGACCGAAUCCUUCUUUAAGACGAGAGACAAGGAGUACCAGGAAACAAUAGGCCAGAUCGAGCUGGAGCUGGCCACAGCCAAGAGCGACAUGAACCGGCACCUGCACGAGUACAUGGAGAUGUGCAGCAUGAAGCGCGGCCUGGAUGUGCAGAUGGAGACCUGCCGCCGCCUC